Messenger RNA from Cloeon dipterum, 2374 nucleotides. RefSeq names its product glycerol kinase-like. The record is from RefSeq and is a predicted model, not a curated record. Gene Ontology annotation, biological process: glycerol metabolic process; phosphorylation; glycerol-3-phosphate biosynthetic process. Gene Ontology annotation, molecular function: glycerol kinase activity. Gene Ontology annotation, cellular component: mitochondrion. Bases 319 to 2049 code for a protein of 576 amino acids. NCBI's taxonomy places the organism in Eukaryota, Metazoa, Arthropoda, Insecta, Ephemeroptera, Baetidae. The transcript is spliced from 11 exons.
CUUCUCGCACCUAAUUAUUCUGUUUGCCGUGCCACCUGAUUGCUGUUACACGUUGAUAACAACAGCUGGACUAACGACUUAAAGAACAAAUAUGGAAGCAUACUGGUAAUCACAAGCUGAGUAAACUAAUUAAUACCGUGCGGUGUGGCUCUGGGGUCUAACAAUCGAGUCGGGGGGCCGACUAUAAAGGGAGCCGCAUGCGUCGGCGCCUCCGUUCUCUUGCUCGCCACAAAGUUCAGGUCUUAGAAAUAGACUCGCGCAGGCUUCAAUUAAAUCUCGCCAAGUGCAGCUAACGCAACUCCAAUCACACACUGGAACAUGGCAAGAGAAGUUAAGGGAAGCUUCGGACCCUUGGUCGGUGCCAUCGACCAGGGCACCAGCAGCACACGGUUCAUGGUAUUUGCCGCGGGCACAAGUGAGCUCAUAACCUUCCACCAAAUCGCGUUCAAAUCAAAGCUGCCCCGCGAGGGUUGGGUGGAGCAGGACCCGAAGGAGCUGCUCUCGACUGUCAACGAAUGCAUCGCCAAGACUGUGGAGAACCUGAAGGGGCUGGAAAUUAGUGCUGCUGACAUCGUUGCAACUGGAUUGACAAACCAGCGCGAAACCACCGUUGUAUGGGACUCCAAAACCGGAGAGCCGCUGUAUAACACCAUCGUAUGGAAUGACGCUCGCACCACCGUCACCGUGGACCAGAUGAUUGCCAAAGCUCCAGGCAGCAGCGCUGACUACCUCAAACCUCUGUGCGGACUGCCAAUCAGUACUUAUUUCAGCGCAUUGAAACUGCGUUGGCUGCUAGACAAUGUUGCGUCGGUCAAGAAAGCUGUCGAAGAAAAACGCUGUCUUUUUGGCACUGUCGACUCUUGGCUCAUUUGGAACCUGACAGGAGGAACAGAUGGAGGAUUGCACAUCACCGAUGUCACCAACGCGUCCAGGACAAUGCUCAUGAACAUUCACACUCUUCAAUGGGAUGCCAGCAUUUGCAAGUUUUUCAACAUUCCCAUGGAUAUUCUUCCCGAGAUUCGCAGCUCCUCUGAAAUUUAUGGCUAUCUUCGAGAUGGACCGCUCAAGGGUCUUCCCAUUUCAGGAUGUCUUGGUGAUCAACAAGCGGCGUUAGUUGGCCAGCUGUGCUUCAAACAAGGCCAAGCCAAGAACACCUACGGCACUGGCUGCUUCCUGCUCUACAACACUGGAACCAACAUUGUCCAGUCGCAGCACGGAUUGCUGACAACUGUUGGCUACAAGUUUGGUCCAAAAUCACCUGCAGUUUACGCUCUGGAAGGCUCAGUGGCGGUUGCAGGUGCUAGCGCCACUUGGCUGCGUGACAACAUGGGCAUCCUUCAAGAUGUUGCUGAAACUGAGACGCUUGCGUCGUCAGUCGAAGACACGGCUGACGUCUACUUUGUUCCUGCUUUCUCAGGACUGUUCGCCCCGUAUUGGAGGAAAGACGCCAGAGGAGCUCUGUGCGGUCUCACUCAUUACACAAGAAAGGCUCACAUCGUCCGCGCAGCUCUUGAGUCGAUUUGCUUCCAAACCCGUGACAUUCUUGAGGCCAUGAACAAAGACAGUGGUAUUCCGCUGUCCCUUUUGCAAGUAGAUGGAGGCAUGACGUCCAACAACUUAAUGAUGCAGCUGCAGGCUGAUCUUGUCGGCAUCAAAGUCGGUGAGUUGAGGAACAACCUUCAUAGCUACGAACCAAAUUUUAAUUGGCAUUUGAUUUUAGUGCGACCUUCAAUGGCAGAGACAACUGCUCUUGGUGCCGCGAUGGCUGCUGGCAGCGCUGAAGGCAUUGGCGUGUGGGACCUCGCGAGAGAAACUCCAGAGACUGUUGGUAGCGACCACUUUCAUCCAUCUGUGUCAGAGGAUGAACGUGAUAUUCGCUAUGCCAAAUGGAAAAUGGCCAUCAAGAGAAGCCUUGGUUGGCACGAGGAACAGCCUAAAUCUAUGCCAGAUGAGCGCUACAGACUUCUUUCAUCAGUUCCAGGAGCAUUGUUCGUUUUUUCUAGUUUCAUUUCAUUGGUUGUUGCAAAGUAUCUGUCUAAACCCAGUUAGUUGUAAAAACUCCUAGCCGAUUGUUGCGCUUAAGCCUAUCAGUGACUGGGAUGGCUCAAAUAUUGAUCAAGACAAAACAAUUUUCAGUACUUACCAGGUAGAUAAGUUACCAAAUGUGGAGAUUUGCCAUAUUAGGCGUCCUUUUAAGUUGAAUUGUCACAUGAUCAAAAAUAGGCUUCUGAGCUUAAAAAGUGAGACCUAUUUUGUUAAUUUAUGUGGUUGCAUUUUUAAUGACCUUUUAUCAUUGUUCCUUUUCAACUAAUCAACGAAGUUGUGAAACCGUUAAAGAAUAAAAUGCCAUUUAUUCAAAAUGGUUACUAAGAAA